GAGCGUCCCUUCCCAAAUAAAACAUGGGACACGUGCGCUGUUGUUGGGAACGGAGGGAUACUGACCAACAGCAGUUGUGGAAAUACGAUUGAUUCAGCUCAGUUUGUGAUCAGGUGCAACCUACCUCCUUUGAAUAACGGCUUUGAGAAACAUGUGGGCAUCAAGACCGACCUUGUGACAGCGAACCCAAGCAUCCUUGUAGAGAAGUAUGGGGCUCUAAUGGGGCGCCGUCGUCCGUUUGUGGAGAGUCUGCGUAGCUAUGGCAACUCCCUGCUGCUCCUUCCCGCCUUCUCCUACGGCCACAACACUCCUGUGUCCCUGCGGGCCUUCUACACCAUGGAGGACUUUGGAAGCCCCAACCGGCCCAUCUUCUUCAACCCUGAGUACCUCCAGAAACUGGCGCUCUUCUGGCGCUCCCAAGGCCUCCGAGCAGUGCGGCUCAGCACCGGCAUAAUCAUGACUAGCCUGGCGCUGGAACUCUGUGCCAACGUGCAUCUGUACGGGUUCUGGCCCUUCAGUAAUCACCCACAUGGAUUCCAUGCCCUGACUAACCACUACUACGAUGACAGACAAACUAAAAAGAAAUUCCACGCCAUGCCAGCUGAGUUUGACCUCUUGUUGCGGCUGCACACUCAGGGGGUGCUAAAGCUUCACCUGGGAGAAUGUCAACCAGGUGCAAAGUAAGUUCCCAGACUAAGAGGCAGCUGACAGGACAGGAGCAAAGUGCCUUCUUUGUAGCCUCAGGAAGAAACCAGUCACACAUAAAGUCUUUCAUAUACUUUUGAAUGAAUGGACAGAUCUAUAUUGGCUAGUGACACGGAUUAACGUUUAAGUUAUUUUAAUUGAGUGUGACUUGCAGUGACUGCUAAGUUCAGCGGCCAAGACAUUUGCACUAAAAUCAAAAUGCAAUGAUCACAAGACUUUCUGUAAACCGUCGUGUAGUGUACCUAAAACUGUAUUUAUUACCACAAAUGUUCCAGCUGGAGUCUGGAGGAAGAUAUUUUGAUUUAAAUGGAAAACUGUUGUGAGCCCUUGGUGGUGGUGGGGGGGUCUACAUUGUAGUGCCUUAUGUGAAUCAAUAACUAAUGACAUGUAACUGACCAUGGGAGCUUUUUGCAACAAACUGAAUGUAUUUUGAAGAAAUACCUCCUUUACAUGAAAACUGUCUGGCUAAAACGCGUUCAAUGAAAACAGCAGCACAAUGAAUGUGAAGAAUCUUUUGUUAAAAAUCACGUCACACAUUUAACCACUUUAGACAAUAAUCUAGGAGCUGUUGAGGGGAAAAGUAUGGUAUUCACACACUUUAAUCACACACAUAUUAUAAAAAGGCUGGUGGUGGUUGUGGAGGAUCAUUUUCCGCACUCUUAUUCUCAUGGUACGCCAUUGACACUGUUGGAUGUGAUACAGACAUGGAAUAAGCCUCAGAUCUGAAAGUGCCUGCGUGGGUUGUGUCCUAGUAGCGUAAACUACUGACAAUCACGGCUGCCCUCUGUGGGCUGUGGUGACGACACCACAGAACGAAAAAGGACUAAUAACGUUCUGUUCACAAAGGUUGCUAUGGGGAGCCUGUGUUACAAUGUGCUACCCCUCGUCACCACAGUGACCAGACCGAGGGGUAAGCACUGUCACGAAGUGGCAGCAUACACACAUUGGUACAAUGUUAGUUUGGAAGCAAAUACUUUUUAAGUUGAUGUAAAUGCUAUA
Molecule: messenger RNA, 1704 nt
Organism: Morone saxatilis (striped sea-bass)
Lineage: Eukaryota; Metazoa; Chordata; Actinopteri; Moronidae
Product: alpha-2,8-sialyltransferase 8F-like
Biological process (GO): N-glycan processing; oligosaccharide metabolic process
Molecular function (GO): alpha-N-acetylneuraminate alpha-2,8-sialyltransferase activity
Source: RefSeq, a predicted model, not a curated record